AUGUCUCGAGAAAUUGACUCUUCAGAUGAUAAGAAUAUAGACCUUCCGACACAAACAGUGGCCCAAAUUAAUCUCCCUGUUGAAGUUGAAUCAUUUCCUGAUGCUUCACUCAAUCCAGAGUCAUCCAUGGAUGUAAAACGACUUUUUUUGUUAGAUGCUUCCGAGUAUAACCGGAAGAAAGGCAAUGUCCAUCAGGCUGCAAAAAUAUACACUUCCUAUCAAGCUGAUCAGUUAUCUUUUUAUGAAAGCUGUCCCUAUGAUAAGGUUGAAGAUUUAAUUAGCGAUGCGAUCAGAGCGAAAGAAGACAAUAGACUUAAUCGUGGCAUUAAAUCUUUAAAUAUUGCUUUACAGCUGCCAUCUAACUGGAGACGAAAAACCAAAAUGCUUAAACUGCGUGGGGAAUGUUAUUUAUCCAGGGGCGAUUUCCGAACCGCUACAAUUAAUUUCAAUGAAGACGCUGCCAUUUAUUCCAGCAAGACAAUGGAAAAUUGUGAUGAUCUGUGUGAAUAUUCAGAAGUGUUGAUUGGUUUAAUAAAAAGCGAGAUGCUGUGCCAGUUUGUAGCGGGUGCAUGGCUGAAAUGUCAAGAGGCGAUAAAACUGGUGUCUAAUCAUGAAACAUGGAGAAUCGAUACAUCUGCAAGCGAUGGAGUUGCUUUACCUUGGAGCAAAAUGCCUGGACAUUUUGUCAGAAAGUGCAGAAAGUAAAGCUAAGAUGCUUACCCAAGCUUGCUCUUUGUGUCAACAAGCUAUUAUCCUUAAUCAAACAAAGAACGCCAGUGAGCUGGUAGAAAAACGUGGAAGCUUGAAAGGUGAAGAAUUUUUUACCUUGUACAUUAAAGUGCGACUAUUGUUGCCGGCCGUUCUCCUUAAGUUACGUCUUAAAAAAGAAGCAGAAAAAAAUUUGAAAGACAUGGAGGAAUUUUGAAAAAUGCUGUCGUCAGGUUUAAAUUUCUUUGUGCGAAAUCUAAGACUGGAGGCGGGCCUGAAUCUUCAAGAACAUCUCGUCGCCUAGUUUCGUGGACUGGUCGAGUGUUUCUAACCGAGAUUCUAACCGAGACCUUCAGCAAUGAGAACAUUCCUGAUUCUUACUACAAAAUACCUGAGUAUGUUAUGUAUAGAAAGGACAGAAAAGGAAAGGUUGGUGGUGGAAUUAUGAUAUAUGUAAAUAAGAGCGUCGAAGCAAAGCGCAGAAUGGAUCUGGAAUCAAAAGAUAUUGAAUCUAUAUGGAUUGAAAUUUGUCCGCACAAAUCUAAGCGACCAUUGCUAGUAUCUGGUGUUUACCGUCCACCGUCUGCCAAAAAAGAAUAUAACAUAAUUUUGGGAAAGAAUAUCGAGAAUGCAUAUUUGGAAAAUAAGGAACUGGUAAUCUUGGGUGAUUUUAAUAUUGAUUACUUAAAUCCAGAUUCCUUUUUAAAAC
Messenger RNA from Paramuricea clavata, 1417 nucleotides. The record is from the annotation of a GenBank genome assembly. Lineage: Eukaryota; Metazoa; Cnidaria; Anthozoa; Malacalcyonacea; Plexauridae.